Messenger RNA from Closterium sp. NIES-67, 2301 nucleotides. NCBI's taxonomy places the organism in Eukaryota, Viridiplantae, Streptophyta, Zygnematophyceae, Desmidiales, Closteriaceae. The record is from the annotation of a GenBank genome assembly.
UUGGGCUUGCUAGCCUUCUUCCACCUGCUGCUGCUCCAUCUGCUGCCAUUAGUUUCAAGCUUAGUCAAGCCCUUGAAUGUGUCUCACCAGCAGUUCCGGUACUAAAUCUAUCAGCAAAUAUUGCACAGUUAGCAGGCUGGAAAUUCUGGUCAGCGUUUCGAAGGGCCUUACUCUCCUGAUCGUUGUGAUCGCGAUUAUGGCGGAACGGCUACUCAGAGCCAUACCUUGGGGAACGAGCCCAGAUUUGAGCCUGGAAGAGAGGCUCGUGCCGGCAGGAUCCUCUUCAGAACUGACCAACGGGGAAAGAAUGUCGUCGACGGAACCGUUGGAUGCAGGAUGCGACGAUUUCUGCAAGCAGUGGUCGCGAAGCAAGCGACGAGUCGCGUUAUUCGUGGAGCCUUCGCCGUUCGCAUACGUCUGUGGUUACAAGACGCGAUUCCAAAAUUUCAUUCGCCACUUACGGGAUAUGGGUGACGAGGUGCUCGUGGUGACGACUCACAAGGGAGCUCCCAAGGAAUUCCUGGGAGCUAAAGUGAUUCCUUCUCUAAGUUUCCCAUGCCCGUGGUACAUGAAUGUUCCUCUCGCGCUGGGGAUCAGCCCACGGAUCGUCUCUGAAGUGGCCAAGUUCAAGCCUGACAUCAUCCACUCCACUUCGCCAGGAAUCAUGUGCUUUGGAGCCAUGGCAACAGCAAAGCUGACGCAAACGCCCUUCAUGCUCUCAUAUCACACACACGUCCCAGCGUACAUACCCAAAUACACUUUUCCAGGACUAGUGGAGCCCAUGUGGAAAGUCAUCCGGUUCUUGCAUCGAGGGGCGGACCACGCCAUCACGACGUCGCAUGAGCUGGCCAAGGAGCUUAAAAUGCACAACGCCAUAGCAGGCGGCAGCAGGCAAAUGGGAGUGUGGCCCAAGGCUGUGGAUUCUGAGAAGUUCAACCCGCGGUUUCGAGACCAGGAGACACGCAAAUUGCUCAGUGGUGGAGAGGUGGAUAAGCCACUGAUUGUGCAUGUGGGGCGUUUGGGAGCGGAGAAGAACCUCCACCUGCUCAAGCCCAUGCUGGACAGGCUCCCAGGGGCACGCCUUGCCUUCAUUGGAGAUGGACCCUACAGAGGCGAGCUGGAACGACUGUUUGCCGGCACGCCCACCGUCUUUGCGGGCUUGAAGCAGGGGACCGACCUCUCCCACGCAUUCGCAUCCGGAGACGUCUUCAUCACCCCCUCCGAAACAGAGACCCUGGGAAACGUGGUUCUUGAAGCCAUGGCGUCAGGUGUCCCUGUUGUCGCCGCCCGGGCAGGUGGAAUCCCAGAUAUUGUCAACAGAGAGGGGCAGAACGGGUUCCUGUUCACGCCAGGGGACGUGGACGACGCGGUCGGCAAGCUGCGGCAGCUAGUGGCGUCGAGGAAAAUGCGGGAGGAGAUGGCAGGGGUGGCUUUACGGGACGCGGAGGCGUGUGAUUGGAGGGCGAGCACUCAGACAGUGAGGAAUGAGCACUAUGGGAGAGCGGUCUACUCGUUCAUUCGCAAGGGGCAGAUGAUUCUGAGGAGCAGGAAGCCGCUGGCUGUGGCUGCACCUGCCACUGUGUUCCCCCCCGGGCCUCGUGACCUGCGAUGAGCUUUCUGUGACACGCAUUCAUGCUUUGGUUCCACCACUCUUCGCUUCUGCUCUGCUGCUGCUCCGAUUUCUACAGCUGCUGCACCUGCCACUGUUCCCCCCCCGGGCCUCGUGACCUGCGAUGAGUUCGCUCACUCACGGUCUAUCCGUCAGCACUACCAGCACCACUCCUCCCUUUUGCUGCUCCUUCUGAACGCCUGUAGCUGCACCUGCGACUGUGUCCUUCAGCAUCACCAAUACUGCUCCUCCCUUGGCUGCACCUUGGUUCUGCUGUGGUUGCAUCUACGACUCUCUUAUUCCCCUUUCCCCCGCUCCGGACCUUGGCACUUGGGAUGACAGCUCUAACACCAGGUGCUGUUGCGGCUCUCUGCUUGCCUCUACUUUCUUUCCCGCGCAGAAAGGGUCUAUUUCCCCUGCCAGUUUUGUUUGCUACAUAGUAGUCAUGCAUACUCCUGCAUUUUUGUUACAGCCAGUCAGGCGCUCAGUGGAACAGUCGUUCCUGGUCAUGCCCCAGUUACGGUAUCAAUACAGGUCAACCUUUAUGAUUCGAUUAAGUCAGUUAUUGAUGCACUCUUUGGCCUUUGGUUUGGUCCGCUACAUGCACAUAGCAGUACUGCUAAGAGAAAGCAGUAGCGUACGCUACCUGAAAAGGCACAUCCUAGCAAGUCACAUUCUUGCACCUCUCUGCA